AUGAGCGUCCUUCCAUGCAGCGUCCUCUUGCUCCUCCUCCUCCUCUCCCUCCCCACCCUCACUGAGGCCAAGCGGCAGCCUGGUCAGGGGAAACCCGACAAACCCCGCCAGCCUCCGUCAUCGCCCCCACCGGCCAAGAGACCCAGAAAUCGCUCUGUGCCCGGCUCCGGAGAGCUGACCACCAAGGAGGGACAUCGCUGCACCUGGCAGACGUCUGGCGAGGGCCUGGUGAGCCUGCUGGUGAACUGCACCACUGAAACACUGGGAGAACAGCAGAGGUAUUGGUGUCGUUACGCAGGUAAACCGGACCUGUGCCAGGCUUAUGGGGUGAAGUCCAGUCAGUACUGGAAGCAGCUGGUGGGGAAGCUGAAGAAGAGACAGAACGCCUGUGAAGGAGAGAAAGUCCUGAAAGCCAAAACCUGCAAGAAGGCGCCUGCCGAGACCCACAUGAAGCUCGCCCAACGCAGCGGGGAGGAGGAGAGGAAGGGAGGAAAGGAAGGAGGGAAGAAGAAAGGCGUGCCAGCCAGUAAGAGUUCAGACGGAGGGAAGGCAGAGAGGAGGAAGAAGAAGGAGGAGGACGACGAAGAGGAGAAGAAGAAGAGGGAGGAGAGGACUGGGUAUGAGGAGGAAGGAGUGAUGAACGACAUGGAGCCGGUGCAGACGUACUGCAGCGAGGGGUGGCACUCCGUCUGCUCGUUCUUUGUCAGGUUUUUUGAGGGUUGAUGGGAAAUUAUGAAGGAAAUGUGAAGCUUUUUGAAACAUGAAGGCUCGAGUUCACAAUCUGAAAACAACCGAAAUAUUCUUCUUUUAAUCAAACUGGAAGCACAAAGCACCCCACGUGUAAAAGCGUUUCUGAUUUUAUUUUCACCUCUGAGCUGUGUAAGUUUAAAGCGCUCGACUGUGGCUCGGAUUCGGUCAUGAAACAAUAACCUUCGUUCAUAUUUGUGAUGGACUUUUUAAAAAAGAGGCCCGUCUGCAUCUAAUUCACAACUUUAAAAUGGAACAAUUUGGCAAUCUGAAUUAUCCUUAAUCCCAUCGACACUGA
Molecule: messenger RNA, 1045 nt
Organism: Toxotes jaculatrix (banded archerfish)
Lineage: Eukaryota; Metazoa; Chordata; Actinopteri; Toxotidae
Gene: fgfbp3
Product: fibroblast growth factor binding protein 3
Exons: 2
Coding region: 1-723 (240 amino acids)
Biological process (GO): cell-cell signaling
Molecular function (GO): growth factor binding
Source: RefSeq, a predicted model, not a curated record